Messenger RNA from Nanorana parkeri, 989 nucleotides. RefSeq names its product ATP synthase mitochondrial F1 complex assembly factor 2 (gene ATPAF2). The record is from RefSeq and is a predicted model, not a curated record. Bases 57 to 926 code for a protein of 289 amino acids. The transcript has 10 exons. NCBI's taxonomy places the organism in Eukaryota, Metazoa, Chordata, Amphibia, Anura, Dicroglossidae. Gene Ontology annotation, biological process: mitochondrial proton-transporting ATP synthase complex assembly. Gene Ontology annotation, cellular component: mitochondrion.
AGUUCUGCUGCCCCCCUACAGGCCGUGUCUUCAAGCAUCUGCCACAACCAGAAACAAUGCUGCAGAGUCUCCGCACCAUCUUUGCCAGGCGUGUAGCUCUGAGCCCGCGCCUCUAUCCUUCCCUGUGCUCAGUGGACGCUUUCCGCUCAGAGAAACGUUUCUAUACACCCUCUAAUGAAAAAAAGAAGUUUUAUGAAAAUGUCAGUAUUUCCCAAGGUGAAGGAGGAUUUGAAAUUAAUCUGGAUCGCAGGAAGUUAAGAACUCCGCAGGGAAAAGUCUUUGAGGUGCCCAGCGAACCUCUGGCACUUGCCGUGGCCACUGAAUGGGAUAGUCAGAAGGACACAAUAAAAUUCUUCACUAUGCACCUGACCACACUGUGUAACACGGCCCUGGAUAACCCGACACAGAAGAGUAAAGAGCAGCUGAUUGCGGCCGCACUGAAGUUCCUGGAUACUGACACCAUAUGUUGCAGAGUGGAGAAUCCUCCGGGUUUGGUUGAGCUACAGAAGAAUGAAUGUAUCAGUAACUGGUAUCGGCUAGUUUUUGAGGAAAUGUGUCGAUACAAUGUUGUGAUUGGCUCCUCCACCAGCAUCGUGGGUCCUGUCAUUCCUUCUGAGACCAAAGAGGUGUUCUGUCGCCACUUGGCAUCUUACAACUCCUGGGCGUUAUUAGGCAUUGAAUUCAUUACUACCCAGAUGAAGUCUCUGGUCCUCUCUAUGGGUCUCAUAGACCGGUUCCUGACUGUGGAGAAAGCUGUCGUCUUAUCGCGCUUAGAGGAGGAGUACCAGAUCCAGCAUUGGGGGAAGGUAGAGUGGGCUCACGAUUAUGAUCUGCAUGAAUUAUGCGCUCGGACGGCUGCGGGAAUUCUAUUCAUUCAUCUUUGUUCUUCAAGCUCAACUGUAAAACAUAAACUCUUACAAGACUGACUUCGGGCUGCGCAACCAAGAGGCUAAACCUUGGCUGUGGCGGCCAUGUUUGACAACAUGAAG